UGUUGUCCUUAUUACAAUGUGCAUAUGCUAUCUGUGUAUAAUGGUGCGUGUGUUUUGCAAUCGAAACAACCUGUACGUAUGAAAAUAUUCCUCACAGAUAUGAAUAUUUACAACAUUCGCAAUUCGUUGGAAUACAUGCGAUAUUCUGGAAAUACCAUAAGCAAUGAAUAUAGUGUUAUUUUGAAAAAUUCGCUAGUUUUGUUACAGAACGAGAAUAAACUGUUGAAUGUAUAUUUCUGGGGAAAGAUAUUUGGACUUCAGCGUGAUUACUUUGUCUCCUUCGGGUACGAGCAUGAUGCAUUAAUAGGAUUGAAGUAUUAUUACAGCACAGACGGCGCUAAGUGGGGCCUGAUGCCAGUCGCCAGCGAGCAAGCCCAGUACUUAAGCCCUUAUUGCUCCACGAGGUUCCAAGGAGACCCAGCUCUGCAACUGGACGUGAAGCAGGACCUCCCGCCGCAGUCAGGGGACAGCGAGCUGCCCUUCAGCACGACCCUGAAGGAAGAGGACCGUCUGGCCGCGGCGGUGAAGGAGAUCACCGAGGAGGGAGCGGUCUUGCCGCGAGGAGCGCUGCACAAGCGCUGCAGCGGGGACGUCGUGCAGAGCCAGGUGUUCAAGGGGCUGACCAAGUUCGAGGCACUGCAGCUCAAGUAUUACCUGCACUGGCGAAGCCCUCGCGAGAAGUGGACCAAAAACUUACUUGUCCAUCCGAAAUACAACUAUUCGAUUGACUUCCUGGACACCAUCGCCGAAGAUGUUCCGUCAGGAAGUUGGAGCAUACAGGUUGAAGACGAUGGCCGACUCGUUAUUUUCAGAAGUCUCAUGUGGACAGGAAUGACGUUCUACCAUCUAGCUUCAUCGCCAGACUUUGGUUUCGCUUAUUUCGGUUAUGGGAAGCGCAACAUUGAUAUCCCAUUCAUGCUGUGAAGGAAAUGAAAAGUUUUUAAUCUAAUGUAAUCUUUCAAAUAAACUUACAUUCUUGUUUAACAUAAAGGAAUUGCUGAGAAUAUAUUGCUGCUACUGAA
This is a messenger RNA of Bacillus rossius redtenbacheri, 1022 nucleotides long. RefSeq names its product radial spoke head protein 9 homolog (gene Rsph9). Gene Ontology annotation, biological process: cilium movement involved in cell motility; motile cilium assembly; axoneme assembly. The record is from RefSeq and is a predicted model, not a curated record. The coding region runs from base 25 to 924 and encodes 299 amino acids. NCBI's taxonomy places the organism in Eukaryota, Metazoa, Arthropoda, Insecta, Phasmatodea, Bacillidae. Gene Ontology annotation, cellular component: radial spoke; axoneme. The transcript has 4 exons.